Messenger RNA from Ilex paraguariensis (yerba mate), 747 nucleotides. The record is from the annotation of a GenBank genome assembly. Lineage: Eukaryota; Viridiplantae; Streptophyta; Magnoliopsida; Aquifoliales; Aquifoliaceae.
AUGGCGCCAUUCCCUUUGCUAAUGACACCAAUGGAGUGCAAUUACAGGGCAUGCACCAUCCCUUACAGAUUCCCAUCGGACAAUCCCAAGAAACCAACACUCUGUUGCGAGAUGGUGCCAUUCCCUUUGCUAAUGACACCAAUCGAGUCCAAUUACAGGGCAUGCACCAUCCCUUACAGAUUCCCAUCGGACAAUCCCAAGAAACCAACACCCACCGAGCUCUCUUGGAUUGAUCUCUUCCUCAAUUCCAUCCCCUCUUUCCGAAAACGGGCCGAGAGUGAUGAUACCGUUUCUGAUGCUCCCAUCAGAGCUGACAAGUUUGCUCAAAGGUGCUGUGACGAUAGACAAAGAAUCGUCGGUGGUGGUGAGUGUCGGUGUUGCUGUGACGGGGAGUCUGUUGGUUCUCUGUUUGUCUUCCUCUCUCUCUGUCGUCGUGACUGGUAUGCUGAACUACUGGAGGAUUUUAAGAAAGAUCCUAAAAGUCAUGGUGGGCCACCUGAUUGCAUUCUUCUUUGCCAGCUUCGUGAGCAAGUCCUGAGGGAAGUGGGAUUCAAAGAUAUAUUCAGGAAGGUUAAGGAUGAAGAAAAUUCCAAGGCAAUAUCCUUAUUUGAGGAUGUUGUUCAUCUUAAUGAUGCUAUAGAGGAUGAUGCCAAGCGUGUAGAGAAUCUGGUUAGAGGAAUAUUUGCAGGGAACAUAUUUUAUCUUGGUUCUGCACAGAAUAUCAAUCACUGGAGACUUAUGAACUAG